Messenger RNA from Patiria miniata (bat star), 1915 nucleotides. RefSeq names its product tripartite motif-containing protein 3-like. Gene Ontology annotation, molecular function: zinc ion binding; ubiquitin-protein transferase activity. The record is from RefSeq and is a predicted model, not a curated record. Gene Ontology annotation, biological process: positive regulation of DNA-templated transcription. Lineage: Eukaryota; Metazoa; Echinodermata; Asteroidea; Valvatida; Asterinidae. Gene Ontology annotation, cellular component: nucleoplasm; chromatin. The coding region runs from base 266 to 1327 and encodes 353 amino acids. The transcript is spliced from 2 exons.
ACCUUUAAUUACAAUGCAAGGGGAAUUCCCUGGCACGCAACAAUUGAGUGCAUGGGAAUGAACGCUUGCACUGUACGUAAUGUACGCCUAUGCACGAGUAUUACAUUCUCCCACUGUAACUAGUGGAAGUUAAGGCCUGUAUUUUGUACGCCAUUGCCAGUUGUUGUACAGCGGGCACGGUUGAACAGUUGGACCAUAGAGCUAGGACCCAUUGGACAGUGCACUGCAGAAGGUUGGAGGAUUCACUUGGCUCACAUAUUUCAUAAUGGCAGAGUGGGGAACUUUUUGCUCCAGAAUGAAGAAAUUUGGUCAGGAGCAUCUGCAGUGCUCCAUAUGCCAUGAUUGGUACAAGAACCCUAAGAUCUUGACUUGCCUGCACAGUUUCUGCAAGGAAUGCCUUGUGAGAUAUAAGGGCGCUGUCUGUAGUAACCUCAAAUGUCCAGUUUGCCGUAGGGUAACUGCUAUUCCAUUAGGCUUCAUUAGUUACCUUCCAACUGAUUUCAAACUGAAAGGCAUGGUAAGAGCAGUCACUAAAGAACUCGACGAAGGGGUGCCAACAUGCCUGGAGCAUGUGGGAAAGUUAUGUUGUGGCUACUGUUACACGUGCAACCAAGUGAUCUGCUUCCUUUGUCUAAAGGAUUCUCACAACACUCACGCAGUAGGUGAAGUUGGUGAGGUGGUGGAAAGUCUUAAACAAUUUGUGAUAGAACUGACAAUUACAAAUGAGAACUCGCUGGACGAUGUUGCCCAGACUCUGGAAACGGUUUCGAAAAUGGAAGAAGACUGUUGUGCGACGCUUGAUGAGAUCAGGAAAAGCGUGGAAGAGCGUGCUGAUGAGGAGAUUGCGAGAGUUACCGCUGCUAAGCAACGCAUCCUGGACAGACUCGACAAGAUCCAAAGUGACAGGGAGAAGCUACUGACUGAAGCCACGCAACAGCUCAACUCAGCCGGGGAAGAUUUGCGUAAAAUCAUCAAGGACUCCGAAGCGACAGUUGAGAUAAGUAACGACUACAACUUCCUGAAAAAGUAUAUCGAACAGAAGGAUGAAUUCUCUGCCUGUUACAGCAGUCCCAGCAUCGAGCACAUAGAGCAGUUAUCAGUGGAGUUCUGUCCAUCGGCAAGUGCUCCCGGAAAAGUCGACCUAGGUAUGCUUCGCGGCGAUACCGUGAUUCCGAGUGAUGAUGAAGACGAUGAUGACGAAGACGAAACAAGCUAUGACGACAACUAUUCUAGCGAACUAUACAGAAAUGUGAAAAAGUGGCGAGGAAAUUGGCUAUGUGACGAGGCCCAAUUCCCUUCACUAGGUUCCAGAUACUUCUAUAGAUAGACCGCUUAUACUCAUCUUAUAAUUUUAUAAUCUUCCCUUCCCCUUUUUGUUUCUAUUGAUUUUCUCAAUGUCACAUACACAUACUUAUGUUCGGUUUCGUAUACUGGAAAUAUUGUUUUUUAAUUGAUUUUUCAUUAUUUGUUUUAGACAAAAGUAUGCAGAAAAUGUAUGCGGUGCAUGAACUUUGUAAAUAAUACCAAAAUUGACUGAUGCUCUGAACAAACUAGUGACUGGUUCACACCAUCGAAAUUGUAUGUAAAGUAUGUACAUUGUUUGGGUAAAGCAUAUAUUAUAUUCAAUCUAUUUUAAGGAUGAAACUGCAAAAUUGAUUUUAUGCAACUAUAUACGUCUUGCUUUUGGUAUAUUGUUCAACCUUACUUAAAGUGUAUUUCUUUAAAGGAAUUAUGAGUAUAACCGAGACUGUCAUGAUUGUAUUGUCUUCUACAAAAUAUUGGUUACAAGAUUUGUAAGUUGGGACAUCAACUGCAAGUCUUAUAGGCUGUAAAAAGUAAUGGUUCAAAUGUGCAGACUUAGCCUGGUUUCGUCAGAUAAAGAAAUGUAAAUAGAAUAUGGAAAGGAAGCAAUUAA